AUGAGUGCCUCUACCAGACUCGUACGCAAUGCCUCAAUUAGGCGGCCGCUCAUCAAUGUCUCGAUGAGCCAGCGGGCUCUCUCGUCCACCUUUCAUCCUGCACUGGUCCGCCUUUCGGGCCAAAACCCAUCCAUUAUGCGGUCUGCCAUGGCCGUUUCUGCGAUUCGACGUGGCUACUCAACCGAAACAUCAACGCAGACUGGUGGCGGUUCAUCAUUUCCUCCUCCCGGCUUUAAUGCCGAGCAGGCAAAAAAAGCCCCCAAGAAAGAGGGAGAACAUGCGAAAGCAUCUGAAGGCGCGGCAGCGAAGUCUGGAGAAAAAGCUCACGAUGUCCAGCUUGAUGGGGAAGUCACAUCUGGCCCUGGCAAAAACAAAGCCGAAGAAGACAAAACUUUGACUGAGCUGGCAGCGGAGAAAUCAUCUGCAGAGAAGACAGAAGAGAAGAAGGCGGUGGAAUCGAAGAAAGAAGAGACUAAAAAAUUGACAUUGGGACAGAAGAUUAAGAAGGAGGUGAUGCAUUAUUGGGAUGGUACCAAGUUGCUUGCAACCGAGGUCAAAAUCAGCACUAAACUCGUGGUCAAAAUGGCUGCCGGGUAUGAACUUACUAGACGAGAAAACAGACAGUUACAACGUACUGUUCAGGAUCUAGGCCGUCUGGUCCCCUUUUCAGUCUUUCUCAUCGUCCCAUUUGCGGAGCUGCUGCUCCCUGUCGCCUUGAAACUCUUCCCUAACCUCUUACCCAGCACUUAUGAGGGGCAAAAGUCCAAGGAUGCUAAGGUCACCAAUCUACGGGCGACUAGAAAGGAAGUUAGCAGUUUCCUGCGGCAGACGCUGAAAGAGACAGGCCUUCCCGUUAGCUCUGCUAACGCUCAGAGCGACGAGUUCACAGAAUUUUUCCGCAAGGUUCGGGCUACCGGCGAACAACCCACCCACGCGGAUGUUAUCAAGGUCUGCAAGAUCUUCAAGGACGACCUUACGCUUGAUAACCUCUCUCGACCUCAGCUGGUUGCCAUGUGUCGUUAUAUGAAUCUUAACAGUUUCGGAACCGACAUGAUGCUCCGCUACCAAAUCAGACACAGAAUGCGACAGAUUAAGCGCGACGAUCGGGCUAUUUCCUACGAAGGAGUCGAGUCUCUUUCGGUUACUGAGCUGCAGAAUGCCUGCAUGUCUCGUGGCCUUCGUACCCACGGUUUGAGCCCUGGACGUCUCCGGGAUGACCUGCAGAUGUGGCUUGACCUUCGCCUUAAAUCGGGUGUCCCAUCAACUUUGCUCGUGCUGAGCAAUGCUUUCAUGUACGCUCAGGGCAAGGACGCCGAAAUGGCAUCCCAGAUUGAUGCUCUGCAGUCUGUGUUGUCUAGUAUCCCUGAGGAACUCUUCCACGAGAUUGAGCUCGAGGUUCAUACUGCUGAGGGCGCAGCUACAAACAAACAACGUCUCGAAGUUCUCAAGGAGCAGCAAGAACUCAUUGAUGAGGAGAACGAGCAGAAUCAGGAACACUCGAGCGUUGGACGCACAACUCCAAAGGACGACAAGGAUAUCGAUGAGAAGGAAGACCUCCGUAAACGCGACGCUAUUGCUGCUACCAAGGAACAGGCGGCUGAAGCCAUUGACGCGGAGCGAGAGGCUCAUGAAGUCGACCAACGCGACCAGAAGAGAAGUCAGCAACAAUAG
Xylona heveae TC161 is the source of this 1671-nucleotide messenger RNA. RefSeq names its product LETM1-domain-containing protein. Gene Ontology annotation, biological process: intracellular monoatomic cation homeostasis. NCBI's taxonomy places the organism in Eukaryota, Fungi, Ascomycota, Xylonomycetes, Xylonales, Xylonaceae. The record is from RefSeq and is a predicted model, not a curated record. Gene Ontology annotation, molecular function: ribosome binding. Bases 1 to 1671 code for a protein of 556 amino acids. Gene Ontology annotation, cellular component: mitochondrial inner membrane. The transcript is spliced from 4 exons.